This is a messenger RNA of Rotaria socialis, 795 nucleotides long. Lineage: Eukaryota; Metazoa; Rotifera; Eurotatoria; Philodinida; Philodinidae. The record is from the annotation of a GenBank genome assembly.
AUGCAUCCAGCUCAAUCAAAUGUAGAUUUACUAACUACAAAUCUAGCUUAUCAAUUUCAUAAUAAUCAAUUUAUUAAAAAUAAACAAACGUGCUCACAUAAAUUGUCUUCCGACAAAUAUUUGAUAGCGAAAAAAGUUCGUAUUAAUAUGAAUAAAUAUGGUUAUUUAUUUGAUUCAUUUUUUUCUCAACAAUCAAAUAACAAUCAAAAACUAAAUAAAGAAAUUCCAUCAUCCAAUAAAAAGCAAAAAAAAAUAAAGAAUACAAACAAAACAAAAAAUAGAAAAGUCAAAUUGAAGCAAGCAAUGAAACCAAAAUCAGAAAAACUGAUUACAACAUCACCUUCCACUAAUCAAGUUCAAAUCGGUUCUCCUUCAGAUCGUAUGUCAUCACAUAUACCAAGAAUAGACUAUCAUCAAUCAUCUAUGCUCAGUCCCGUGUCAUCUUCUAUUUCAUCGGUAUUAUCUGACGUACAAAAUCGUGAACAUGAUAAUCAUAAAAUUGAUUCUACUUCAUAUAAAUCAGAUCAAUGUCGAGAAAAAAUGAAAAUUCUAUAUGAAAGGGGGCCAAUAGUGAAUGAAAACUAUAUUAAUGCGCGAAAUUUAUCGAAUCAAUUCGAUUUAAUCAAAACUCGUCAACUUAAAAAAAUGAAAGAAUAUUCCAAAGGUUUCAAACCAGAACAACUUUUCCGUUGUCCAAAAGAUACAAGAUCAAAACGACGAAAAUGUUGUGGAGUUUACUAUGAAUUAUUUAAUGAUGCGUGGCGUCUACUUGAAGAAUGGUUUAUGAUAAGAUAA